AUGCCUCCUCCUACCAAAAGACAGAAGCAAGCGAAGCAGCAGUAUGCUUCAUCAUCGAGGUGCUUUGACAAUGGGCUGAUAAAAGAUGUUUUUGAAGUCUUUCUGGACCCAGAUUAUGUGCCUGUCUCAGAUGCCGAAAGUGAAGCAGACUCCGAGUCCGACUUUAAUGGAGCAUUGAAAGGUCUUAAUGCGCGUCAAGCUGAAUUUGCCAUGAAGAAAUACAAGUCGCAUCGUCGGUGCGGUCCUACAUUGAUGAUGAACUUGGGUGUUCUCGUCGACUAA
This is a messenger RNA of Suillus fuscotomentosus, 282 nucleotides long. RefSeq lists its product as uncharacterized. The record is from RefSeq and is a predicted model, not a curated record. Lineage: Eukaryota; Fungi; Basidiomycota; Agaricomycetes; Boletales; Suillaceae. The transcript has 2 exons. The coding region runs from base 1 to 282 and encodes 93 amino acids.